AUGGUCUCCAUUGAAUCCUCAAGAAAAAAUCCAUCUUGUGAUUAUGUACAAGGAUUAUCAAUGAAUACAUUCGCAGCAACACAUGUUAUGCCUGAUAUUUAUUGUCCUAUACAACAACAAGAAAUAUUAGGAUAUCCAACCGAUCAAUAUUAUAGAAAAUAUCCAACAAAAAAAACAAAAUUACCUGUUUUAUUAUUGCAUGGUGAUAUGGAUUCAUCAUUACCAGUUCCAAUCGCAAGACAUUUUGCUAAACAAUAUUCAUUGAUAAAUUCGAAUUUUACUUAUAUUGAAAUGCCGCGUACAGGACAUACAGCUACAAGUGCAGCACCAAUGACAGACGAAGAAGGAAAUUGCGGUUGGAAUUUAGCUGUAACAUAUAUGUUAUCACCAACAUUUGAACCUGAUCGUUCAUGUUUAAAUAAAAUUAGUCAAAUUGAUUUUGCUGGUAUAACAACAAAAAGUAAACAAGCAGCAAUGCAAUAUUUCGGAACUGAUGAUGUGUGGGGUAUAAAAAAAACACAUGAAACAAUAGCAAAUAUAGCUAUGAAUAUUAAAUAUACAUUGAGGUUAAAUGUUCCUAUUAAUUGGAAUACAACUAAUUUGACAUCAUGUACACAAACUAUUGAAAUAUAUGUUAAACGUUAUUUUAUCUUUGGAUUUGAAAAUAAUUCUCAUCAUUUAUGGCGAAUUCCUGGUGGUGGUGGUAUUCCAGUAUCUACAUUAGAAUUUGAAGCAAUUGGUGUUGUUAGUACAUUAAAUGGUUCUGUAUCAAUGUAUGUUACAGAUAAACGUGGUGUUGGUAAAAGUAGUUUAUUAGAAUGUCCAAGAUCAAUAAUUAAAAAUUUAACAGCUUGUUUACCAUAUAUAAAAGAUAAUGAAUAUCGUUUAAAACAAAAUACAUAUACAAAUACAGCACGUGAUUUAGAAUAUGUUGUUAAAAUAAUUAUUGGUAAUAAUCGUCAAUAUUUAAAAUCAAAUCAACGUGUUAUAUUAAUGGGAUCAAGUCAAGGAACUUAUCUUUUACAACGAUAUCUUUAUAUAACUCAAGAUGAUGAACAAGUUGAUGGUAUCAUACUUGAUUCUGUAUUACCAACUGAUAUAACACGAUUAAUUCAUGGUGAUAAAUAUUUAAAUUAUAUAUUAUUAGAUUUAUUUUCACGUUGUUCACAAGAUGAAGAAGGAUGUUCAAAAUAUUUUAAAGAUAAAAAUCCAAUGCGUGCACUUUAUACUUAUAAAAUGAAUGAAGAUUUUCAAACAAAUUCAUCUUAUGUCAUACAUUUUUUAUCCAAAUAUGAUGCAACUUUUACUGCUUUAAUCUAUCGAAUAAAUCGAUGUAAUUUCGAUGAUAAAAAUGUUUUAAGACAUUUUAUAAAUGUUACUCAACCACCAAAUGAAGAUGAAGCACCAGGAUAUUCAAUAUUAGUUGAAUUAAAUAAUAAUUUAGCUGAAUUAUGGUCUCCUUUAAAUUCUCAGGAAAAAAAUCCAUCUUGUGAUUAUUUACAAGGAUCAUCAAUGAAUACAUUUGUAGCAACACAUGUUAUGCCUGAUAUUUAUUGUCCUAUUCAACAACAACAAAUAUUAGGAUAUCCAACUGAUCAAUAUUAUAGAAAAUAUCCAACAAAAAAAACAAAAUUACCUGUUUUAUUAUUACAUGGUGAUAUGGAUUCAGCAUUACCAGUUUCAAUAGCACGACAUUUUUCUAAACAAUAUUCAUUGAUAAAUUCAAAUUUUACUUAUAUUGAAAUGCCACGUACAGGACAUACAACUACAAAUGCAGCACCAAUGACGGACGAAGAAGGAAAUUGUGGUUGGAAUUUAGCUGUAACAUAUAUGUUUUCACCAACAUUUCAACCUGAUCGUUCAUGUUUAAAUAAAAUUAGUCAAAUUGAUUUUGCUGGUAUAACAACUAAAAGUAAACAAUCAGCAAUUCAAUAUUUCGGAACUGAUAAUGUUUGGGGAACAAAUGAACCACAUGAAUUAACAACAAGUAAACCAAAUGAAUUAACGACAAAUAAACCAAAUGAAUCAACAACAAAUAUAGCUAUUAAUAUUAAAUAUACAUUGUCUAUCAUUAUUUCGAUUUUUAUUAUAUACUUAACAUCAUUUUAA
Rotaria sp. Silwood2 is the source of this 2109-nucleotide messenger RNA. The record is from the annotation of a GenBank genome assembly. Lineage: Eukaryota; Metazoa; Rotifera; Eurotatoria; Philodinida; Philodinidae.